CAUGCUUAAAGGUGCAUCGUGCAUGAAUUAAAAUUCAAAGCAAACCUAGAACAUCAUCAUAUAUAUAUUCCAUGUUUUGAAGUUUUCAAUAUUAUUGUUUGUCAAUAAAAUUAAAAUGGUGUUACGGUAUUACCCCUCUUUUUUUGGUACUAGAAGGAACAAACUAUCAUUUUCGAAAGCAAUAGCCACUGCCCAGUGACAAUGGCAACGAGGUCCCUGAGAGUGAGAGAUGCUUUGGUAUACCGUGACCAUGUCCAAGCAAUAAAGUCUGGUUUGGUGUCAAGCAUUUUCACUUGUAAUCAACUCAUUCACCUUUAUUCCAACCAUGGCCUUUUGCAAGAGGCCCACAAACUGUUCGAUGAAAUGCCCCACCCAAAUGUAUUCUCUUGGAAUGCCAUAAUCAUGGCUUACAUAAAAGCACACAACUUGACUCAAGCACGAGCCCUUUUUGACAUUGCCUCUCACAGAGAUUUGGUUUCUUAUAAUUCCAUGUUAUCAGCUUAUGUUGGUGCUGACGGGUGCGAGACUGAGGCACGUGAUUUGUUUGCUAUUAUGCAAUCUGCACGUGACACAAUUGGGAUUGAUGAGUUCACUCUCACAACCAUGCUUAACCUUACAGCCAAACUACGUGUGCUGUGUUAUGGGAAGCAGAUGCAUUCAUAUAUGGUGAAAACGGCAAAUGAUUUAAGCAAGUUUGCUUUGAGUUCUCUCAUAGAUAUGUACUCUAAAUGUGGUUCCUUUCAAGAAGCAUGCAAUGUAUUUAGCGGUUGUGAUGGGAUGGUGGACUUGGUUUCAAAGAAUGCAAUGGUUGCAGCUUGUUGUAGGGAAGGAAACAUGAACAUGGCCUUAAAUGUAUUUUGGAAAAAUCCUGAACUGAAUGAUACUGUGUCUUGGAACACAUUGAUUGCAGGAUACGCCCAAAAUGGCUAUAUGGAGAAAUCACUUACCUUGUUUGUUGAGAUGAUAGAAAAUGGUAUUGGUUUCAAUGAACACACUUUAGCAAGUGUUUUGAGUGCCUGCUCUGGUCUAAAAUGUUUAAAACUUGGCAAGUCUGUCCAUGCUUGGGUGUUGAAAAAGCGUUACAGUUCGAAUCAAUUUAUUAGCAGUGGCAUUGUCGACUUCUACUGUAAGUGUGGGAAUAUCAGAUAUGCAGAGUUAGUCUAUGCAGAAAUUGGGGUUGAAAGUUCAUUUGCAGUUGCCUCAUUGAUUGCAGGCUACUCAUCUCAAGGUAACAUGACAGAAGCCCAAAGGCUUUUUGAUUCACUGUUGGAAAGAAACUCUGUUGUAUGGACAGCUCUAUGCUCGGGCUAUGUCAAAUCACAACAAUGUGAGACAGUCUUCAAACUUUUCAGAGAGUUUAUAACUAAAGAAGCACCAGUUCCUGAUGGAAUGAUCAUCAUCAGUGUGCUUGGUGCCUGUGCAAUACAAGCUGCCCUAAGUUUGGGAAAGCAAAUUCAUGCUUACAUUUUGAGAAUGAGAUUUAUUGUGGAUAAGAAAUUACUGAGUGCUUUAGUUGAUAUGUACUCAAAAUGUGGAAAUGUUAUAUAUGCUGAGAAAAUCUUCCGGCUAGUUACUGAUAGUGAUAGAGAUGCAAUCUUAUAUAAUGUCAUGAUAGCUGGUUAUGCUCAUCAUGGUUUUGAAAAUAAAGCAAUUCGGCUUUUUCAGGAAAUGUUGAAUAAAAGUGUCAAGCCAGACGCAGUCACUUUUGUUGCACUUCUAUCAGCUUGUCGACACCGUGGAUUAGUAGAAUUAGGAGAGCAAUUUUUUAUUUCCAUGAAACAAGAUUACAAUGUAUUGCCUGAAAUUUAUCACUAUGCAUGUAUGGUCGAUAUGUAUGGAAGGGCUAAGCAACUAGAAAAGGCAGUAGAAUUCAUGAGGAAGAUUCCUAUACAGAUAGAUGCUACUAUCUGGGGAGCAUUUCUUAAUGCUUGUCAGAUGAGCAGCGAUGCAGCACUUGUCAAACAGGCAGAAGAGGAACUAUUAAAAGUUGAGGCAGAUAACGGGUCUAGAUAUGUGCAGUUGGCCAAUGCCUAUGCUUCCAAAGGGAAAUGGGAUGAGAUGGGAAGAAUAAGAAAGAAAAUGAGAGGAUACGAGGCUAAGAAGUUUGCUGGAUGCAGUUGGAUAUAUGUGGAAAAUGGUAUUCAUGUAUUUACUUCUGGUGAUACAUCUCAUUCAAAAGCAGAUGCAAUAUAUUCAACUUUAAUAUGCUUGAAUGGGAAACUGUAUCUUUCGCAGAACUGAAGCAACUUUAUGAAAUUCAAGGUGAUGUUUGGGAUAUAUUUUGAUGGUUAACUAGCCAAUGCCACUAAAAGUGGAUGCUCUGCCAUAUAGGAAUCAUAAGAGCACCAUCCAAUGCAGCAUGCUUAUAGAUACUGUAGUAGCAAGGAAUUGGAUUUAUAGUCAACUGAAAUUAUAGUACUACUACAAAAAUUAUUGGAAGACUAUUUUUUUUUUCUUGAAAGUGCAUUUGGAAGAGACGUAAGACAGUUUUUAGAGGCAGAAACUCCAACUUUACACCAACCUAGUUCAAUUGACCAUCCCACUACCCAAAUUUAGACAUAUAAGGGGUGGUGAUAUUCAGUCAGAAUCUCUAGCAAACGCAGUAAAGAGCAACACAACAAUUAAUUUGGAGUGAAGUUUUAGUAGAUUAUAGAUUCUGUGAAGGCAGUUUUUCAAGACAGAAAAGAUGUUUCUCAACAAUCUACACAACCAACAGUGUCUCAUAUUUGGUGACAUGUGGAACAUAAAGGAGGAUUAACGCUCAGUGAUUAUGAAAGUUCAUGGUGAUUCCACCCUUAAGCAUGCCAGUGCUACUAUGGGUGAUCUGAUGCGUGCAAACGACAACAUAGGAACAGGUCCAGAAUUCUUAUGCUUUAGUUCAGUUUUCAAUCAUGUGAGGAGCAAGGAAAAAGUCAGCUCCUUGAUUGCCGCUGUAUUUGGUUGUUGAGUUUUGAUUUUGCUGCUGGUUUUCUAUUCUUCUUGGGCUGCUGUUACUGUAAAGACAGUUUGUUGGUAUAAUCAACAUUGUGAAGGCAGAGGUGGAUCCUUGUAGGGAAGGAAAAGCUGUUCAAGUUUAAAAGGAUCUGUGCGGACCACAACAUACAACAAGAGCCCAUCCUUCACCCGUGAAGUUUUGCUGCGGUUUCACGUUGAGUGUUUCUUAAGGUCUUUGGAUUUGCAUGGGUCCUUGGAGAUAAUUUAGAUACAUUUGGCUUGUUAUGUUUAUGGUUAGUUAAUAAUGCAGUACUUUAAGUACCACUUUAAUCAGUUUAUAAUGUCAUCCGUUAUGUGAUU
Messenger RNA from Cajanus cajan (pigeon pea), 3294 nucleotides. RefSeq names its product LOW protein: PPR containing-like protein. NCBI's taxonomy places the organism in Eukaryota, Viridiplantae, Streptophyta, Magnoliopsida, Fabales, Fabaceae. The record is from RefSeq and is a predicted model, not a curated record. Gene Ontology annotation, biological process: RNA modification. Gene Ontology annotation, molecular function: RNA binding; protein binding.